Molecule: messenger RNA, 1982 nt
Organism: Cicer arietinum (chickpea)
Lineage: Eukaryota; Viridiplantae; Streptophyta; Magnoliopsida; Fabales; Fabaceae
Product: lysine histidine transporter-like 8
Source: RefSeq, a predicted model, not a curated record
UCAAAAAAGUAAUGUUGAAAUUCCAUAAUGAUUCCCUCUCCUUUUAAUAUCAUGUAUUAUUUCACACCUAUCUAUAUAUACACAUCAAAUAUUUAAGAGAAAUUGCAACACAAUUCAAAACAAAACAAAACAAAUCAAAACAAAACAAAAGAAUAAGGUAAAAUGGCUGAAGCAAAGGAAAUUUGGUCAGCACCAAUAACACCAAGAACAGGAAAUUCAGUAAUGGGAACACCAAUUGUGUCAUCACCACCAAUUUCAUGUCCACCUUCUCAGCUUCAUUCACCAUCACUAACAAGAUCACCACUUCUUCAAUCAGAAAAUGGUGAUGCACCAAAUCCAAAGAAUAAGACUCCAAAGACACCUAGAACACCAAGAAUGUCUUUGACACCAAGGUUUAUUACUCCUUUGGGAAGUCCUAUGAGAAAAGCUUUGAGAUUAACAAAACUUGAUCCUCAAGAUGCUUGGUUACCAAUCACUGAAUCAAGGAAUGGUAAUAAAUAUUAUGCUGCUUUUCAUACUCUUUGUUCUGGAAUUGGAAUUCAAGCUCUUGUUCUUCCUGUUGCAUUCACUAUUCUUGGUUGGACAUGGGGAAUAAUAAGUUUAACAAUAGGGUUCAUAUGGCAACUUUACACAUUAUGGUUACUUGUUCAUCUUCAUGAAUCAGUGGAGAAUGGUAUUCGCUACAGUAGAUAUCUUCAACUCUGCUUUGCCACAUUUGGUGAGAAAUUGGGGAGAUUGGUAGCUUUAUUUCCAAUAUUGUACCUAUCAGCUGGAACAUGUACAACAUUGAUUAUCAUUGGAGGAUCAACAGCUAGGACAUUCUAUCAGGUUGUAUGUGGUGAUUCAUGCACUGCAAAACCUAUGACUACAGUGGAAUGGUACUUGGUAUUUACAUGUGGAGCUGUGGUUUUGUCUCAGUUACCAAACUUGAAUUCUAUUGCUGGAAUUUCCCUUAUUGGAGCUGUAACUGCUGUAGGGUAUUGUACCUCUAUUUGGGUUGCCUCUGUUGCACAAGGUGCCUUGCCAGGUGUGAACUAUAAUCCUGUGAAGGGUGAAAACAGUGUUGAAAAUGCUUUUAGUGUUCUUAAUGCACUUGGUAUCAUUGCCUUUGCCUUUAGGGGUCACAAUCUCAUCCUUGAAAUUCAGGCUACUAUGCCUUCAAGUGAGAAGCAUCCAUCACAUGUGCCCAUGUGGAAAGGAGUGAAGGUUUCUUACACAAUAAUUGCUGCUUGUAUAUUUCCCUUAGCUAUUGGUGGCUAUUGGGCUUAUGGCCAACUGAUCCCUGCAAAUGGAGGAAUGUUGACGGCCCUAUACCAAUUCCAUUCUCACGACGUAUCAAGAUUUGUACUCGGAUUAACGAGCUUUUUCGUAGUAGUGAAUGGUUUGUGUUCAUUCCAAAUAUACGGCAUGCCAGCUUUCGAUGACAUGGAAUCACAAUACACAAAAAGAAUGAAGAAGCCAUGUCCAUGGUGGCUCCGAUCGAUUUUUCGGGUUCUCUUUGGGUUUAUAUGUUUCUUCAUAGGAGUGGCAAUUCCAUUUUUGUCAAGCUUAGCUGGUUUAAUUGGAGGAGUAGCAUUGCCAGUGACAUUGGCAUAUCCAUGUUUUAUGUGGCUCAAAAUAAAGAAACCAAAGAAGUAUAGUGUAAUGUGGUAUCUCAAUUGGUUCUUAGGAACAUUUGGGAUUGGUCUAAGUGCCAUAUUAAUUGCAGGUAGUAUUUAUGUGAUUAUUGAUACUGGUGUUAAUGUGAGUUUUUUCGACCCUCAGUAGUUUCAACCAAAGAGGAAAUGAAUUACUAGGGAAAUUAUAUAUGUAUGAAAUUAGGAAGAUUAUGUAGUUGUGGUUGGAAUUUUUUUUUUAUAUUAGAAAUUCAAAUUUGUGUAGCACUAAGCAAACUCAAUAAAAAGUUGUCAGUGUAUAUGUAGCAUAAAUUAUGACAUAAUUUGUUUGAAGAAAUAGAAAAAUAUUGAGAAUGUCCAUGUCAA